GUUCCCUCAAGGCUCUACUAUCCACCGAGCGCAGAGAAACCCCUCAAUGGCCUCAGGAUCACCGUCAAAGACAACUAUCAUCUUUCCGGCGUCCACACGACAAUGGGGAGCAGAUCCUACGCCAAACUGUAUGGCCCGCAGGAUCAGACUUCCGAGCUUGUCAAUCAGCUGGUGCGUCAAGGAGCUGUCAUCCUUGGGAAGACAAAAAUGGGGGCGUAUGCCGGCUCCGAGGUCCCGCCUGAAAAGUGUAUCGAUCACUUUCCGCCAUGGAACCCCCGCGGGGAUGGAUACCAAGGACCCUCGGGAAGCUCAAGUGGUGCCGCUUCUUCGGUCGCAAGCUACCCCUGGGUGGACAUAGCGUUGGGCACAGACACUACUGGAAGCAUCAGAAUGCCCGCAGCAUCUUACGGACUUUGGGGUCUUCGAGCUACCCAUUCGCGGUUUUCCCUGCAGGGGGUCAUGCCGAGCGUCCCGGCUUUUGAUACCAUUGGGGUUCUCGCCCGGGAUCCUCACAGCCUCCGAAGGGUUAUCCACUUUGGCUCGCCUCCAGCUGGUGACCAGCAGCCGACAGACGAGUGCAUGAACAAAACCGUCUUCAACAACAGCUGUAGGUCCCCGGCGAGGAUUAUUGUCCCUACCGACUGGUUCCCCAUGAAGAAUGAAGGUCAGCAGAAGAUGGUCUCUCAGUUCCUCGAUACGGUUAAGCAAAGGCUAGGGUGUGACGUCUUGCACCUGUCGUUCGAGGAUCACUGGUCUAAGACCGGCCCGGAGGACUUGAGGUCGAUAACGCUACAAGAGUAUCUGGGCAUGCCCAACUACUACGACGGAUACCACACGUACGACAAGUUUCGAAACGACUUCCAGGCUAAAUUCGGAUACCCCCCAUAUACGAGCCCUUUCAUGACUCGCCGAUGGGCUCUGGCAUCCAAUAUCACCCAAGAACAGAGGGACCAAGGCCUCGCCGAGCUCGAAGUCUACUACACCUGGGUCCGGGACGAGAUUCUGAAACCAGACACAGAGUACAACUUUAUCCUCCUUCCCCUCGGGCGACCGGGAGCCAACUAUCGUGACAUCGUUCCUACGCCAGGCGGCGAAUUCUCGGAGUCUGCGUACGAUACAGUCGACUUUUGCACGGUCCUCGGCCUUCCCCAGCUGGUGAUCCCAGGACACGCAGUCGGCCAGAAUCCGUACGAGUCGAGAGUCUCGGGGAGAACGGAAUACGCCCCCAUUGUGGCCUCCUUGGCGGGCCCUCGCGGCAGCGAUGAAGAUCUCAUUCAGUUAGCUGUUGAGGCUCUGACCGAGGCCCGCUGUCCCGUCGAAGUGUUGACCGGCAGGACGCCAUUUCAGCCUGGCGAGGAUAAUUGUCGGCACGUUGCUCCGAGUUAG
Messenger RNA from Chaetomium fimeti, 1386 nucleotides. Its product is annotated as amidase signature domain-containing protein. The annotation marks the transcript as partial. The record is from RefSeq and is a predicted model, not a curated record. The transcript has 7 exons. Lineage: Eukaryota; Fungi; Ascomycota; Sordariomycetes; Sordariales; Chaetomiaceae.